AUGCAUAUUCCAUCUUCUAAGCCACCUCAGGCUACUCAACAACGAUAUGUUUCUCACAAUACCAAAGGUAAUAAGUAUCAACAACAAUUUCCUCCCUUAACUAAAUCGUCUAAUCCUUAUUCAAAGUUUCGAGGGGAUAGAUGUAACAAGUGCAACAAAACUGGCCAUACUUCUAGUGAUUGUCGCAAGUUUCAUGCUUAUAUUAAUGAAACUCCAGAAGAAACACAAGAAAAAGAUGCACUAGGAGACGAUGAAUUUACUUAUUUACAAGAACAUGAAUCUUAUAAUGCAUAUUUUCUUGGGGUAAUUCGACCAGUGUUAAUCACGGAAUCAUGUCUUACACAAAGUCAUCAUAUUUUCAAGUUUCAUUGUCUCAUUGAGGAGAAGCUUUGCAACAUGAUCAUUGACAGUGGAAAUUUUUCUUUGUGUGAUGUUAUUAAAAUGAAUGUAGCAAGAUUAUUGUUGGGAAGACGAUGGCAAUAUGACAUUCGUUCUGUUCAUAACUUCUAUGAGAAUACUUAUACCUUUGUUCAUGAAGGAUUUACUAAAGUUUUGUAUCCUUUACAAACUUCUACUUCACUCAAAGAACCAGAAGACAAGAAGAUCAAUACGUUGGUUGCUACCAUUGUUCAUUCUUUAAAGAAAAAUAAUUAUCUGAGUUCUCAUGAAGUUUCUAUACCAAUGGUGGAGAUUCCAGAUAAGGUACAAACAUUACUUUCUUCUUUUGCUGACUUAUUUCCUGCUGAGUUACCAAAUACUUUACCUCCAAUGAGAGAUUUACAGCAUCAGAUAGACUUUAUACCUAGAACAUCUAUUCCUAAUCAACCUCAUUAUAGGUUAAGUCCUAAAGAGCAUGAAUUUUACAAGGUCAGGUCUCCUAUACCAAGAAUCGAUGACAUGAUUGAUAUGCUUUCUGGUGCUAAAGUCUUUACCAAGAAUCGGGAAGGUUUAUAUGAAUGGUUAGUAAUGCCUUUUGUUUUAUCUAAUGCUCCUAAUACUUUUAUGCGUCUCAUGAACCAAGUGUUACAACCUUUUCUUGGAAAAUUUGUCAUUGUUUAUUUUGAUGACAUCUUAAUCUUUAGCAACAAUGAGGAAGAACAUCUUACACAUUUAUCUCAAAUUUGUAAGGCACUCCAAGACAAUGUUUUGUAUGUGAACUUAAAGAAGUGCACAUUCUUUACAAACAGACUCACUUUCUUAGGCUAUGUUGUGUCAGAUACUGGUAUUUGUGUGGAUGAUUCUAUGACUAAAGCAAUCAUUGAUUGGCCUACUCCAACAUCUAUACGUGAAGUGCGCAGUUUUUAUGGUUUAGCCUCCUUCUAUAGAAGAUUUGUGAGGAAUUUUAGCACUAUUGCAGCUGGUUUGACAGAUUGUUUAAAGCGUGAUAUUUUUGAGUGGACUGAAGAAGCAGAUAAAAUCUUUCACCUGCUCAAAGAAAAGUUGUGUAGUGCUCCUGUUCUUGCCAUCCCAAAUUUUGAUAAACUUUUUGAGACCCACUAUGAUGCUUCUAUUGUUGGUAUAGGUGAUGUUUUAUCUCAAGAAGGACAUCCAGUUGCAUUCUAUAGUGAAAAGAAUUCAGAUACAAGGAAGAAGUGGUAUACUUAUGAGUUAGAAUUAAUUUCUCUUGUUCAAGCUCUUAAGAAUUGGCAUCCUUAUCUUAUUUACAGUGAGUUUGUUGUCAAUACUGAUAAUCAGGCUCUUAAGUUUUUGAAAACUUCAGCUAAGGUUUCUGAUGCUUUGAGUAGAAGAGCUCAUCUUCUUGUUACUCUCAAACAUGAAAGUUUGGCCUUUGAUUUCUUAAAAGAUCUGUAUAGUGAAGACAAAGAUUUUCAGCAACUCUGGGACAAUGGCCUUGGUGGGCAUUUUGGACGUGAAAAAACCAUAGCUUUGGUUGAAGAACGUUAUUUCUUGCCUUCUCUUAAACGGGACAUUCAAAGGUACAUACAAAAAUGCAUGGUUUCCCAACAGUCUAAAGGGAAUAUUCAAAACACAUGCUUGUACACUCCCCUUCCAAUUCAUGAUGCUCCUUGGGUAGAUAUUAGUAUGGAUUUUGUGCUUGGUUUACCACGUACUAAAAGGGGGAAUGAUUCUAUUAUGGUAGUUGUUGAUUGUUACUCAAAAAUGGAUCACUUCAUAGCAUGCAAGAAAAUAACAGAUGCCUCCAAUGUUGUUUAUUUAUUUUUCAAAGAAGUAGUACGUUUGCAUGGAAUUCCCAAGACGAUUACUUCUGAUCGUGACACUAAGUUUUUGGGAUACUUUUGGAAGUCCUUAUGGAUGCGUUUUGGAACUAAACUUCAGUAUAGUACAACUACUCACCCUCAAACAGAUGGUCAAGCUGAAGUAGUCAAUCGAUCUUUAGGAAAUCUGAUUAGAGCUAAGGUUAUUGGAGGAAAACAGAAGCAAUGGGAUAAUCUCCUUCCAAAUAUGGAGUUUGCUUAUAACACUUCAGUCAAUCGAUCCACAGGUAAGACACCUUUUGAGAUUGUUUAUUCUAAAGUUCCUAAUCAUAUUUUGGAUUUGGUAGUGCUUCCAAAGCUGCGUAAAUCUAAUGUUAAGGAAGAUAACUUUAUUGAGAAAGAUUCAUUCACUCAUCAAGAAUUAAAGUAA
Molecule: messenger RNA, 2607 nt
Organism: Papaver somniferum (opium poppy)
Lineage: Eukaryota; Viridiplantae; Streptophyta; Magnoliopsida; Ranunculales; Papaveraceae
Exons: 5
Coding region: 1-2607 (868 amino acids)
Biological process (GO): DNA integration
Molecular function (GO): nucleic acid binding; zinc ion binding
Source: RefSeq, a predicted model, not a curated record